Spirodela intermedia is the source of this 369-nucleotide messenger RNA. Lineage: Eukaryota; Viridiplantae; Streptophyta; Magnoliopsida; Alismatales; Araceae. The record is from the annotation of a GenBank genome assembly.
AUGCCGGUGAGGAUCCUCUCCUUCCUCCCGGUCUCCAAGGAGGCGGCCAUGUUCUUGACGGCGGCGACCGAUCUGGCGGCGCUGGAGGUAGCCCCCUCCUUGUUCCUACCGCUGAUGACCGCAGAGGCGACACCUUCGAAGGCAAUCUGCUCGGCGGUUUUCCCCAUCAGGUCGUCCAUUGAAGCCAGCGAGAGCAGAUUGGAGCAAAGCUCCUCCGACCCCAUCGCAGCCAUCCUCUGGAAGAUUUCGAACCCGCUGGCCGAGUUCUUUUGGUCGCGGAGGACCAGCGGCUUGGAGAUCUGCAUGGCCAGUUUGGGCGUCUCCUUCCUCGAGACCUCCGUGUUAAAGGCGUUCACGGCGGCCAGGUAG